AUGGCCUCUAUUCGCGUUCUUUCCUUCGAUGCUGAGGGCCGUCCCGUGCAGUUUAAUUCCUGGCUCGACGACUUGCAGUUGUAUCUUAUGAGCAAUAGCACGGACCACAUCUCCCUCUAUGACUACGCGUCUGGUGCUGCCGCUGCUCCUGCUGCCACAGCCGAGCUUAGUGUACGUUCACAGUGGCAGACUCGUGACGCUGCAGCUCGCCUGGCUAUUCGCAGUCACCUGCCGUUACCUGAGCUAGAGCACUUUGGCGACUGCAAAACCGCUAAGGCCCUAUACGACGCUGUCGUUGCUCGCUACUCCUCACCUGCCACAGCCGAGCUUAGCCGUCUCAUGCUGCCUUACCUGUUCCCUGACCUGUCCACCUUUGCUACAGUCGCCGAUCUUAUCACCCACCUUCGCACUAGUGAUGCUCGCCUGCGUGCCGCCCUUCCCACCGAGUUCUGCGCUAAGAACCCCCCUCCCCUGUACUGGGCACUCCACUUCAUAGUCACCCGUCUCCCUGACACCCUCAGCUCAGUGCGCGACUAUUUCCUUGCUCGCUGUCCCACUGAGCUCACUGUCGCCCUCCUAGAGGAGAAGCUGCUAGCAGCCGAGAAGAGCAUUGUAGCUGUUGGUGCUGCUCGCGGCGCUCCUCGCACCCCCAUCUUUGAGGGGUGCUCUCCCUCUCCCCUCGCUCCCUCCUAUGCUACUGCUGCUGCUGUUGACUUCCUUGGUGCUGAGUCUGCUGGCGCUGCUUCUGCUCCUGGUGGGAGGCGCCGCACCGGCAAGGGCAAGGGGGGCAAGGGUGGCGGGGGUGGCGCUGGGGGGGGAGGGGGUGGGGGAGGUGGGGGGGGAGGCGGUGCUGGAGGGAGCGGUGGCGGGAGUGCCGGUGGGAGUGGGGCCGGCGGCGGAGGCGGGGGCGGCGGCGGGAGCAGUGGCGGUGGUGGCAGCGGCGGCAGUGGCGGCGGUGGCGGUAGUGGCGGUGGCGGUGGCGGUGGUGGCGGUCGGAGCGGAGGUAGUGGCGGCGGUGGAGGUCGGAGUGGAGGCACCGGCUCGGGCCAGAGCUCCCAGCAGCAGCAGCGUCCCCAGUCGACCCAGCAGCUUCGUGAGUGGCUUGCUCAGCGUGGGACGUCGGGGGGCAGUGGCCGCUGUUCUUAUGUCAUUCGCACAGGUGAUCGCAAGGGGCAGACGUGUGGAAAGUUCCACACUCAGUACCGCUGCUUCUUCCGCCUUGACGACGCUUGGCGUGAGGAGAUGGGCGAGGAUGUUGAGCGCCCUCGCUGGGCUGAGCUGAUGAGGGCUGGUGUUGAUAUCUUUGCUCUUGACUAUGAUGCUAUUAUUGCUGCCAUGUAUGCAUUGACUGUUAGUGCCGAGGGAGACUGUUACUUGUGUGUGCCGCCUGACCCAGGUAUAGGGCCCGCUGCCCUAGGUACUAGUGAGUCUGCUCUCUCUGGUAUGGUGCCCCCUGUACCUGCUCCCUCCUGCACUGUCCCUGCUGCUUGCGAGUCUGCUCUCUCAGGUACAGCACCCACAGAGACUGCUCUCUCAGUCCACUACUGUGCUCCCUUGUCCGGCGGUUCCGUCUGGCUCGUUGACGGGUUUCCACCUCCCCUCGUUCUCGACGAACCUGGUGAGCAACGCUGUCCUCCAGGAUCAGUGGGUUGA
This is a messenger RNA of Closterium sp. Yama58-4, 1653 nucleotides long. Lineage: Eukaryota; Viridiplantae; Streptophyta; Zygnematophyceae; Desmidiales; Closteriaceae. The record is from the annotation of a GenBank genome assembly.